Cynoglossus semilaevis (tongue sole) is the source of this 3172-nucleotide messenger RNA. Its product is annotated as beta-galactosidase-1-like protein 2. Bases 251 to 2296 code for a protein of 681 amino acids. The record is from RefSeq and is a predicted model, not a curated record. Lineage: Eukaryota; Metazoa; Chordata; Actinopteri; Pleuronectiformes; Cynoglossidae. The transcript is spliced from 18 exons. Gene Ontology annotation, molecular function: beta-galactosidase activity. Gene Ontology annotation, biological process: carbohydrate metabolic process.
CCUGAAUACAGAGAGCCACAGACAUACACUCUGUCAGUGAGGUGUGUCAGAGUCCGAGGGCUGCACACGGGCACUCCCAUGGAGGCGGUGCUAUGUUGAACGCCUGCAUCAUGCAUCCAUUUGAGCUCUGAAGCCGCUGUGAAUUUAACCCAGUCCCAUCUUGUCAUGUCAGUCUCGGCUCAUAGAUAGAUAGAACUUUAUUUAUCCCUCAGGAGUUCCCUUGGGGAAAUUUAGGCUCAUAACCAUCCUUAUGAUGGUUGUCAUAAGGAUAAGAAGGAAAUAUGCUGUUAUCAUUUUCUUCAUUUUUGCAUUCAUCAUGUACUACAAGUAUUUCAGAGUUCCUCCGGGAGAAUGGAGGAUAAGCAGGAAGGUGGGACUCAGUGCCAACACAUCCCAGUUCACUCUGGAAGGAGAGCCCUUCCAGAUCAUCGCAGGAUCCAUCCACUAUUUUCGUGUUCCUAGAGCCUACUGGUGGGACCGGCUGAUGAAAAUGAAGGCCUGUGGCAUCAACACACUCACUACGUAUGUACCGUGGAGUCUGCACCAACCAGAGAGAGGGGUUUUCAACUUCAACACACAACUGGAUUUGGAGUCCUACAUCAGUCUUGCUGCAGAGUUAGGAUUGUGGGUGAUUGUAUGUCCAGGACCCUACAUCUCCUCUGAGCUGGACCUUGGAGGAUUACCGAGCUGGCUGCUUCGUGAUGACAACAUGAGGUUGAGAACUACCUAUGAAGGCUUUACUGAUGCUGUCAACACCUAUUUUGAUACACUUAUUCCAAAACUGGUUCACCUACAGUUCAAGAAAGGAGGCCCUGUGAUCGCGGUGCAAGUUGAAAACGGGUAUGGAUCAUAUGCAAAAGAUGAAGCUUACAUGCUUUUUGUCAAAAAGGCUUUACAGUCCAGAGGCAUCAAUGAGCUGUUGCUUACAUCAGACAACCACGACAUGAUUAGAUCGGGUGGUGUAGCUGGAGCUAUCAGAUCACUGAAGCUGCAGAGGUUCAAUCACAGGGACCUACAGGAGCUAACUGCUGUUCAGCCAAAUAGCCCUAUCAUAGUAAUGGACCUUUGGACUGGUUGGUAUGACGUGUGGGGUGACCUCCACCAUGUGCUUCCUCCAGAGAAUAUGAUGUCUACAAUGAAGGCCAUUCUGAGGCGAGGCAUGUCCGUCAACCUCUACAUGUUCCACGGAGGCUCCAGUUUUGGUUUCAUGAGUGGUGCAUUUGCUGAUCCAUCCUACAAAGCUCUGGUCCCCAGUUACGGUUCGACUGACCCUGUCUGUCUGACGUGUCACAAACAAAUUAAAAAAAAAAUGAUUGCAGCUUUUUUAGUACAAGAGAGCAUUACCAUUACCACCCAGCAGGAGGCAGUGCAAAAAUACAUUCUUUCCCCUCUUACCUUUGCAGACUAUGACGCUCCCUUGUCAGAAGCUGGGGACUACACGCCCAAAUAUCACCUCAUCAGAGAUCUGCUGUCUCACCACCGCAGAGGUGAGAGUCUCUUACACAUGCCAGCCCUGCAAUACAGACAGGCAUAUGAAGAAGUCAUCAUGUACCAACACCUGCCUCUGUGGGACGCCCUGAGCUUCACUGAGGGACCAGUGACGUCACACAGGCCAGUGAACAUGGAGAGUUUACCUGUGAACAAUGGAAACGGACAGUCCUCUGGAUACGUCCUCUAUGAGACCGUUGUCACCAGUGGAGGAUUGUUGAGAUCGGGAAACAAUGUCAGAGACAGAGCACUGGUGUUUGUAGACAGAACCUACAUAGGCCUCUUCAAACGGCAGACUGCGGAGCUGGCAGUCCCUGAUGGUAAGGGCCGACGAACGUUGAGUUUGCUGGUAGAAAACUGUGGACGGGUUCAUAAGGGGAGGAGCCUUGACAAACAACACAGAGGACUUGUGGGAGACAUUUUAUUAAAUAAUGUCCCCUUACGAAACUUUACAAUAUACAGCCUGGAUAUGAAACCCAGCUUCAUAGAUAGUCUUUAUCAGGCACCUUGGAAAAAUCUUCCUGAAAAUCCUGUCUUCCCCGGCUUUUUCAUGGGCAGAUUGUUUGUGUAUGGUUAUCCGAGUGACACCUUUGUGAAGCUGCCAGGCUGGGAGAAAGGUGUUGUGUUUGUUAAUGGACUAAAUCUGGGCCGGUACUGGUCCAUUGGACCCCAGCAGACUCUUUACCUUCCUGCACCUUUCCUCAAUGGUGGAAUCAACCAGGUAAUUAUCUUCGAGGAGCAAGAAGGAGACUACAAGGUUCAGUUUGACGAUGCUGCUGAUCUCGGUAUGGCAGCGGACAUCCUGUAAAAAGUGUAGUGCAUCGAUUGAACAUUUAGUAUGGGUUACAUCACUCUAGUUGAUUUGUAAAUGUAAUAUAAUGUAUCACUUUGUUACAAAGAUAAUAAAAAUGUUUGACUAAUUAUUGUGCUGCUUAUAUGACUAAUUCAUUUUAUUGAUUCAUUUUCAAAGGUAAUAUUGGCUGUGUGAGGAUGUCAGACUUUAGGGCAGGGGUGUUUUGGCUUGGAGCUGCCAUUCAAUAGACCAGAGUAAAGUGAUGUACCUACAUUGAAAACAUUAACUAGGUAUUUGCUUUACUUGACCUGAACAUAUGUUAUAUGUACCUUAUGUUGGGCCACUGAUUGGCCCAUCUCUGCCUAAACCAUCAUUGCCGAGUCGUGAUGUGAACAAACUCUGAGCAGGGUUUUUGUGAACAAUGAACAUUUGUACACAGUGUCACUGCAAAUCAGAGACAUACUUUAUCAUCAUCUGCAGGCCAGCCAUCCAUGGUGGAAAUAAUUACAUUCUGUAAUGAAGAGUUUUUUUCUUUGAGAAAAGUGCAACCAAUUUAUGGUAAAAAACCAAAAAAUUCCAUUAAACAAUGUACGACCACAAGGGGUGUUUGGUAUUUGUUUGUGUGAGCUGUGGAGUAACAGGAGUCCUAAUUAGUACUGGGAUUAGACUGCUAUCAAAACAGUAUUGUGCUGUACAGUGCCAGUAAGGAGGGACUGUCUCUACACACUCACUAAGUACAAGGAGCCCUUGUGUUUCUUUGUGUGUCUCCGUCCCCGACAGCCAGCGUGAUUUAGAACAACAGAGUCUUUUCUGAUGCUGAUUGGAGGACUGCCUGCUGUUGUAUGUGCAGAGGCAGCUCUGCUCCAGUACUUGUUGUGCCUUCUCUUCCUG